Messenger RNA from Camellia sinensis, 804 nucleotides. NCBI's taxonomy places the organism in Eukaryota, Viridiplantae, Streptophyta, Magnoliopsida, Ericales, Theaceae. The record is from RefSeq and is a predicted model, not a curated record.
AUGGACAAGCCAAGCCAAAUUAGUGAAGCUACACAAGAGAGGAUGGGGGAUGAUGAUGAGUGGGAAGAACUGCUCAAAACUCUUCCCAAAGUGAAACUUCCAAAUGGGAGAGACAUGUUUUUGUAUAAAGAUCUUCCAAAAGCAGGCACAACAUGGUUAAAAGCUCUUACAUUUGCUAUAGCCAACCGUAUCAACUACUCUCCCAGCGAAAAUCCAUUGCUCACCACCAACCCUCACGGUCUCGUUCCUUUCCUUGACAAUGCUGUCUAUGGAAAAAACCCAUUCUUCAAGCUUGAUGACUUUCCUAGUCCUAGAAUUUUAGCAACCCAUGUUCCAUACUCUGCACUUCCUAGCUCCAUUGGAGACUCUACUUGUCGUGUCAUCUACGUUUGUCGAAACCCUUUAGACCAGUUCAUCUCCUUUUGCCAGUAUGUUGCUAAGCUUUUAAAGAAUCCUCUCAAUCCAAGUUUGAUAGAAGAAAAUCUCAAUUUGAUGUGUCGAGGCGUAAGUCCGUAUGGACCGUUUUGGGAUCAUGUAUUGGGCUACUGGAAAGCGAAUCAAGAAAGACCUGACAAGGUGUUGUUUUUGAAAUACGAAGAUAUGAAAGAAGACCCCAUUUCUCAUUUCAAAGUGUUGGCUAAGUUCAUGGGGUUUCCUUUCUUUGUGGAAGAAGCUAGACAAGGGGUGGUUGAGGAAAUAUUGAAGCUGUGUAGUCUUGACAACUUGAAAGAUUUGGAGGUGAACAAGAUUCACAACAAUGAUGUUGAGCAUCCAAAUAGUGCCUAUUUUAGGAAAGGUUGUUGA